AAGUGUUCCGGAGAAGUGUGGAUUCCUGGCUCCAGACAUUACAGUAGCAGAGAACAGAGAUUCUGACGCCAUGAAGAAGCGCUUGGGCACAUGGGGGCUGGCCCUCCUCUGCAUGCUGCUUGCCAGCCACCUCUCCGCGGUCAAGGCAAGGGGCAUAAAACACAGGUUCAAGUGGAACCGGAAGGCCCUGCCCAGCAGCAACCAGAUCACCGAAGCCCGUGUAGCUGAGAACCGCCCGGGAGCUUUCAUCAAGCAAGGCCGGAAGCUGGACAUUGACUUCGGAGCAGAGGGCAACAGAUACUACGCGGCCAACUACUGGCAGUUCCCGGAUGGGAUCCACUACGAAGGCUGCUCUGACGCCAAUGUGACCAAGGAGAUGCUGGUGGCCAGCUGCAUCAACGCCACCCAGGCGGCCAACCAGGCUGAGUUCUCCCGGGAGAAGCAGGAUAGCAGGCUCCACCAGCGAGUCCUCUGGCGGCUGAUCAAAGAGAUCUGCUCCACCAAGCACUGCGAAUUCUGGCUGGAACGGGGAGCUGCGCUGAGGGUCACUGUGGACCAACCAGCAAUGGUCUGCUUGUUGGGUUUCAUUUGGUUCAUUGUAAAAUAAAUAAUGAGGCUAGCAGCCACAGAGGUGAGCUGGUGGGCAAAGGUGGACAGCGGUACCCUAAGUUCUCACUCUCUAGCCCCCACGUGUCAUGAAGGCACCAGCGUGUAGCGAUUCACGGCACUUCAAAAGUCCCUCCCAAGUACGCGUCCUCCCUACCAUGUGUUUAAUACGGUGUUUCAGUGCUUUUGCAACUACACUAGGUGAUAGACCAGGGAAAGAACAUAGAAACCAUGCUGUGCACUGCACCUGAUCCUCCAGCUCAUGGAGGUAGCCAGGAAAACUGGGCUUUCCAUUGCUGAAGUCACCCUCCAAUACAGACAGGAAGCAGCAGAGUCGGGUUCUCCUGGUCUGUCUCUCCUCAGGUUUUCUGCUCUGUGUAGCCCAGAGUUAUCUCAUGAUCAGUUUGGGACUCACAGGUCCAAAUCCAGAUUUGUGUGUGGAGUGGAAGCCACACUCUGAAUUAAGUGGGAGUUCCCUGCACAGCAACUAUGCACCUUGACACCUCACAGUAAGACUGAAAUAUUGCAAAGACGUUAAACUAAGUAGACCACUACACUAGACAAAGGUUCAGAAAUCAGACUGCAGGGAAAUUUGCCACUCACCUCCCAGAGAGCAAGUUCGGGGCAGGGUGUGUUUGUGGUGCCUAGAUUCUAGUCCACAAGGAUUGGUGUUUGCUGCUCUGGCCCCUGCAAUGAUCUGCAGAGUUAAUGAACCCCUUGUAAAUGACAUGUUUGUGGCUUUGUUUUUUAUUUCUUUGCUCUGUUUUUCUAGAUGGGAAUCUCUCUACGUAACCCAGGUUGGCCUCAAACUUACAAUCUUCUGGCCUCUGCCUCCUGAAUGCUGGGAUUGCAGCAUGCCACCAAGCCCAGAUGCUUGUUUACUUCUGAUACCCCCUGGUCCUGUGGGUGUGUUCUUAGGUAUCCUGUGAGCAUCUUUAAAUAUGCUCCCUUUGUACAGAGUUCUUUGUAAGCUAUCAGUUUUUGAAACCACUUUGGUAAGGGUUAGUUUCCGUGAAUCAUUUAAUACUCCAAAAAUAUAAUUACUGGUCAAAAAGCUUAAGAGAAUGGUAUUUUUCAAGAGACUCAAUAAAGAAUUUGUCAUCACGGGAACUGAUAUACUGUUCUACCACUCUGAACGUAAAUAUAUAUUAAAAUAUUACUGUUA
Molecule: messenger RNA, 1771 nt
Organism: Chionomys nivalis (European snow vole)
Lineage: Eukaryota; Metazoa; Chordata; Mammalia; Rodentia; Cricetidae
Gene: Prnd
Product: prion like protein doppel
Exons: 2
Coding region: 71-607 (178 amino acids)
Biological process (GO): protein homooligomerization; intracellular copper ion homeostasis
Cellular component (GO): membrane
Molecular function (GO): copper ion binding
Source: RefSeq, a predicted model, not a curated record